AUGUCGACAAAUUUUGAUUUUCGGGCACCACCGGAUUAUUCACCUCAUCAUCAAUCCCAUCUACAUUACACAGCUCCAUCAUUAACCGCAACAAUCACAAUUGUCCUACUUGUUUUCUUCUUUGCUAGCUUCUUCUCCAUCUACCUCUGCCGGUUCUUUAUGGGGUACCUGAUAACUUUAUCAAAUUUCCGGCGAACCCAAUCUGGGAUUGCCGCCGUAGAACCACCAAGUGCCGCCGCCAUCACUAUUACUGGACUUGACCCUUCAAUCAUUGCUACAUUCCCUACGCUUGUUUAUUCGUCGGUAAAGGAUAUACGGGAGGACAAUAAAUGUGGUCUAGAAUGCGCGGUGUGCUUAUCGGAGUUUGAAGACAGUGAUGAGCUUCGGUUAUUGACGGUUUGUAACCACGUCUUCCAUCCAGAGUGCAUAGACGUAUGGUUUGGAAACCAUACCACAUGCCCACUAUGCCGAAGAAGCCUCCUUCCACCACCGGAAAACAAUAAUGAAAACACAGAUCCACCACCGCCACUGCUACCGGAUCAGAAUCAUGACCAGCAGCAGCAAGAGAUCAGUGAGGCAAACAGAGAAGACAAUAACAGUGUUUCCACCAAGGAAGAUGGACAAGAAGAUGAGGUGGUGGUAGUGGUGGUGGAGGAGGAGGAAGGAGAUCAUAGGCAUGAGGGUGGUGCAACAACAAGUGGUGGUGGUGGUGGGGGUGGUGGGGGUGGUGCAAUUGCAAUGGCUAGUUUAGAUGGAGGACAAGAAGGCAGGGAAGAGGAGGUGGUGGUAGUUGAGAGAUUUUCAAGGUGCCACACUACAGGGCAUUCCAUCAUACAUGUUGAACCAGAUGAUGAUGAUCGGAUGGGGAGGCAAAGAAGACGAGCAAAGGAAAGCAGGGAAGAACAGAGAACCGGACCAAAAGGGGAGACAAAUGUCACAGUUGAGACAUAUCAAAGGGAACUUGACAGUGGCACAAAGUACAUAAUGGCAUUGGCGGCAUAA
Macadamia integrifolia is the source of this 1002-nucleotide messenger RNA. RefSeq names its product RING-H2 finger protein ATL29-like. The transcript is spliced from 3 exons. The record is from RefSeq and is a predicted model, not a curated record. NCBI's taxonomy places the organism in Eukaryota, Viridiplantae, Streptophyta, Magnoliopsida, Proteales, Proteaceae. The coding region runs from base 1 to 1002 and encodes 333 amino acids.